AUGCCAUCGAGCGGACCGUCAGAUAAAUCCCCCCCUCCUCAAACAGUGGAUAUACCACCGGCUGAACCUGACCAGCCGCCUGGUGAUGCUAACGCCUAUGUAGAAACACUGAAAAAAUGCUGGGCGACAGGAUCGCGACUAGAAUUAUUGCAAUCACAUAUCCCGAAGUAUGCGAGCAGCCUCGCAGAAAGUCGAACCCGCGCAAACGACUACCUAGAUAUCAUCGUGAACGACUAUUUCACGCAUUUCCAUUGGAAACUCAAGGUCUCAGAGGAACCGCCAGCUGAUGUGUCUCUCAUAUCUCACUGUUCCGAGACGCUCACCCCGUUAGAAUCCCUUCAAAAGCAGCGCAAAAUUGCAUCCAUGCGCAAGACUCUACGUAACUGGUUUGACAACCGUUCCAAAGCUGUGCACAAGAUCGGCCCCAGCACGAAAGCCGAGAACAAUCCAUGGACACGUCUUCUUUCCCAGUUGUCUGGUGUCUCACCAAACAAGCCCAGAGCCCUGCAAGCUCACCAGCGGUGGUCCAAGGAUUUCUACGAAAGUAUUGUGAAAGCAAGAUUCGAGGCACAGUGGGAACUUUCAUCUUGCCCUCCAACAGAGAAAACCUUGUUCCGCGACCGUGUCACGCGUGUUAUUUUUGAGGAGCAAGAACCAUCGGUCAUCAAAAAAUAUGAAGUACUCGCUCAGACAGAAGGCAAAGAGGCGGUCAAGAAAUGGAAGGCCUUGUUAGAAAAUCCUCCUCUUACUGACCCAGUUUCUCGUCAAGCUGCACUCGAUGGACUUGCGCCAUUUGCAGGACCCCUGCUAUCUGGAAUCUCAAGUGCGCUGGGCAUGCACGUCACCCUGAUGGUUGGCGGACCCGAACCGCGCAAGCAAGGCAAAAUUAGCGUAAUCAGCAUGCACGAGGGUGUCGAUCUUUGCCCACAGCCGCGAAAUUGGCAGACGGCUAACAAGGAAAAAUUCAAGAUCGUCACCAAGCUUUUUCAGGAAUUUCUCGAUGGCUGCUAUACCGAAGAGGAUCACUGUGAUCGGAAGCUUCCAGACACUCCCACCAAAGACCCGAAAGAUUCUGACGGUCUCCUAGCACAUCCCAACUCUGACACCGGCAUGGCAGAAGGGACGACAUUGAACACAUCGACCAAUGACAAAGGAAAGGCAGUCAAACGGCCUGCCAAGAGCAAACGCUCGGCAGUUCACGACGACAACGCCCGCCUCACCUACGUCGACCGUCGCACUGGCAAUCCUAUCACAACCAAGAAAGGCCCUUCCGAUAUCAAUUUUAGGCCUUUUGUUCCUUCCAGCAAUGCACAAACCAACGGAACUCUUAUCCCGGCUGGGGACGAAUCCAGUCGCUCUCCACCACCAUCAAAUUCAGAACCCAUUCCUGAAUUAGCAAGUUCGCAGGCCAUAGACACACCUCCGUGCCCUUCUGAUGCACACACCAACCAAAUUCCUAUUUCAGUUGGGGCAGAACGCAGUAGAUCGGCACUGCCCUCGGAUUCUGAACCUCUUCCUGAAGUGGCAAAUUCACAGCCCCCUCCCGCGUUCCCUUCAGAACCUCCUACGCAAGUUUUGGAGCUUCAGCCUCCUCCCGCGUCCCCUUCAGAACCUCCUAUGCAAGUUUUGGAGCUUCUUCUAUCCCCUCGUGUUGACAAUGCCGUCUGCUCACUCGCUCAGGACAGUCAGAAUGAUGACAUUGUGCUUCCCACCAAUUCCCCUGCCUGGAUCCGGGAAGCAAUUGAAUAUCUCACCGCCCCCCAACUUCCCUCUCGAUAUAAUGCUCUACUCACGACUUUUUUAGAGCUUGAGAAGUCUUCUGGAUUCUCGUCUGAGAAGGGUACUGCCUCUCUCAGCAGCAAAGAUCGCCCACUUGCAAUUCACUGGUGGAUUUCCCGUGCACGUACAGGCCAGCCGCCUAUCCCCGAGAACUUUGGCACGGCAUUCUGGAGUUGGUGGUGUGGGAUUCAGCCCGCAUGGAGGAACAUAUCGCCAUCCGAUGAAGUCCCUCGCCAUAACGGUAAUGAUUGGAGUCUUCUCGACAAACCCGGGAAAAACGGCUUCUGGAGUGUAUUGGCCGCGCUAAAAUGGUGGGGUUGUGCUAACAGUACUGGAUGCGACGACCCCCUUUGGCAUACAGCUGUAGACGAUGUAAAAUGGGUGAUGGAACGUAUCACAGAAUUUCGCUGUUCGACCGUUUCCAGUCAAGAAACGUUCGGCACCAGAACCAAGAAGUCCACGUUUGUCGAAGCAUCUCAAAUCCAACAGCCGUAA
Molecule: messenger RNA, 2274 nt
Organism: Suillus plorans
Lineage: Eukaryota; Fungi; Basidiomycota; Agaricomycetes; Boletales; Suillaceae
Exons: 8
Coding region: 1-2274 (757 amino acids)
Source: RefSeq, a predicted model, not a curated record